This is a messenger RNA of Aricia agestis (brown argus), 682 nucleotides long. RefSeq lists its product as uncharacterized. The transcript has 4 exons. The coding region runs from base 87 to 665 and encodes 192 amino acids. The record is from RefSeq and is a predicted model, not a curated record. NCBI's taxonomy places the organism in Eukaryota, Metazoa, Arthropoda, Insecta, Lepidoptera, Lycaenidae.
CGGACGGUAAAGUGGGAAAACGUGAAGUUAUUGAUGUUAUUUUAUUCUACACAGUUGUUUGUAUUGUUUGAAACAGAGUUCCAACAAUGUUAGCUCAAAUUUUAAGCGCUAUACUACUUUUUACUUUGGGCCUACAUGUAAAUUGCGUGCCCGUGAAAAGAUCACUCUUUGAUAUAUCCCCAUUUCAAAUUAAAUUUUCUCCGAAUCUACAAACGACCAAUCCUAACAGCAGGCAAUCGAAUAAUCCACUGUUUCCUGUUCCAGAUUUUCAGGCACCAUUUCAGUUUGCUGGUAAAAUCUUUAACAACAACAAUAAUAAUUUUUUGCCGAGACGAUAUUAUGACGCCUCUGAGAAUUCUUUGAACGGUCGUGUUCAAAUGAAAUACAAAAUGAGCGUGAAUUUCAAUCCAGCUAAUGAGGAACCAGGAAAAGAACAUACAACAAACACAGCAUUGUCUGAAACGACUACUUUAUUGACGGAAAACGAAAUCCUUUUGGCUGGUCAUUUUUACAAAGAUAACAAUGAUGUUACUCCACAAAACACGGAUAGUACCAGUGAUUCUGACACCACAGAAUCCACUACAGAAUUCGAAACUACUACCACCGAUGACCUUUUGAACCGUAUGGCAAUUCCAUCAUCAGUGCUUGCAUCUCUUGCAGGAUAGUGAGAUUUAGAGGAAGU